CACAACUUCCCGAUAACACUUCAUUUCCGGGUUUUGACGACUUUUAUUUGCAGACACUUAUCCUUUAAAAUGAAGAUCGGUGGGAAAUACCGAAUUUUUGAAACGCUUGGAAACGGAGCUUUCGGUAAAACUCACAAAGUCACAAACUUUAGGGACGCUUUUGCUUUGAAAGAAAUAGAAAUUCAACAAUCUAUCGAUACAUCAUCUGUGAACACUGAAAUUGAAGCUUUCGAAAAUCUCCCACGUCAUGAGAAUAUUGUCACAUUUAUUGACCAUUUCACCGAAAAUAACAAGAUAUAUGUCGUCCUUGAAUUCUGUGAGCCGGGGAAUCUUAAUGACUUUGCAAUCAACGAGAAAAUGGACGACGUAGCAAUCCUACGAGCAAUGAAAGAUGUCGCCCAUGGCCUUCAGCACAUGCACAAACACAACGUUGUGCACGGAAAUGUCAAACCACAAAACAUCAUGUUGACCUUGUCUCAUGGAAACAAACCAAUUUUCAAACUCUCUGAUUUCAAUUUAACCAAGUGCAGUUGUUCGAGGGACAUUUUGUCAAGUUCCUUCGCAGGAAACCAACCUCUUGGUGCUUAUAUUAGUGGACCGUGUGGACUGACUUUGUAUUGGGCUCCGGAGUACAAAGAAGGCCAGUUUUCAAGCUCGGGAGACGUAUUCAGUCUCGGUGUUGUAGUUUAUGCAUUGUUUUCAAUGCGGCUGGAAAAGAAAACACUUUGCCCCGCGGUCAAAUCUGCAGGAGACGACCGGCCCAUGGCUCUCUGCAGUGAUGACGAGAUUGAAACUGCAGUGAAAGCAACUGUCUCUGAUGGUGUUAAGGGGAUUGUUGGUAGAAUGCUAGCUGUUGAUCCGACAGGAAGACCAACAAUUAAUGAUGUCUUGGAUACUAUUUGAAUAAAUGAAAUUGAAAGGGAGUUUCAAUGAGGACCGCUUUGUGACUACUUGAAACAUCGAAUGUUUUCCAAGGAAAAGACAGACAUUUUCACUGAACUUGACAUGACUGUGUAUUGCUGCCACCUAAUUAUUACACUAUAAAAUGUCACAAACAUAAUGUUAUUUUCAUCUGGCUUUCAUUUGCCUUACAUUUAUCCCAGCUGGAGCCUUGCAUGUCACUAGAAUGUUAGAAAUGUAGAGAGCAAUAGUGAAACAUAAUAAAUGUGCAUUUCAUCAUUAA
Haliotis rubra (blacklip abalone) is the source of this 1183-nucleotide messenger RNA. Its product is annotated as serine/threonine-protein kinase 35-like. Gene Ontology annotation, molecular function: protein kinase activity; ATP binding. The coding region runs from base 70 to 903 and encodes 277 amino acids. The record is from RefSeq and is a predicted model, not a curated record. Lineage: Eukaryota; Metazoa; Mollusca; Gastropoda; Lepetellida; Haliotidae. The transcript has a single exon. Gene Ontology annotation, biological process: protein phosphorylation.